AUGGGAAGAAGAGCUAAGAAUAAACAAGGGUUACCACCGACUUAUGACGAGUUUCAAGCUUCGAAAGAAAAUAAAGUAAAUAAGAAAAGAAAGACUACAGAUGAAAUAAAACCAAUACUGAAUAAAAAACAGAAGAAUGAAAAAAGCACAACUCCAAAAUCAACCAAAUCCAGUAAGGACGACAAAAAGACCAAGCAAUCAAAGAAACCAAGUAGAGAAAGAGAGGAAGAAGAAGUAGAAGAAGAUGAAAACUUACCAGAAGUUGAUCUUGAAGAAUUAGCUUCAGCCAGAAAAUCCUUAUUUGAUGAAUCUGAUGAAGAAGGAGAUCAAGAAGAAGAAUUAAACGACGAAUUUGAUAUAGAAAAUGGUGACUACGAAGGUGGAGAAGAUCUUGAUUCAGACGAAGAAGAUCGUGUAAAACAUAUGUUUUCAGAUGAUGAUGAAGAUGAUGAAGAUUUGGAAGGUUUAAAUGCACAAAAUAUGGAAUUAUAUUCUAAACAAUUAGACGAAGAAGAAGCAGAAGAAGCAGAAGAUGCAGAAAAGGAAUUAUUAGAGGAAGGUUUAGUACAACCAAGAGCCAAAGUUUUACCAACAACAGAAGAAGAAGAAAUAAUGUCUCAAGGACCACAAGAUGUUACGAUGGUAAGAACAAGAAUGCUAGAAAUUGUAAAAGUAUUAGAAAAUUUCAAGACAUUAGCAGAAGAAGGGAAAUCAAGAGCUGAAUAUGUUACAAGAUUGAUCAAAGAUAUAUGUGAGUAUUUUGGAUAUUCUGAAUUUUUAGCAGAUAAAUUAUUUAAUUUAUUUUCACCAGCAGAGGCUAUUGAGUUUUUCGAAGCUAAUGAAAUUGCAAGACCUAUAACGAUAAGAACAAAUACUUUAAAAACAAGAAGAAGAGAUUUAGCACAAGCUUUAGUAAACCGUGGUGUAAAUUUACAACCUAUUGGGUCCUGGACAAAAGUUGGUUUACAAAUUUUUGAUUCCCAAGUUCCAAUUGGUGCAACUCCAGAAUAUUUGGCUGGUCAUUAUAUUUUACAAGCUGCUUCAUCAUUUUUACCGGUAAUGGCUUUAGAUCCACAAGAAAAUGAACGUAUUUUAGAUAUGGCAGCAGCACCAGGUGGUAAAACAACAUACAUAUCAGCCCUUAUGAAAAACACAGGUUGUGUAUUUGCAAAUGAUGCAAAUAAAGCAAGAACCAAGUCAUUAAUUGCAAAUAUACAUCGUUUAGGAUGUAAAAAUACAAUAGUAUGUAAUUACGAUGCAAGAGAAUUUCCAAAAGUUAUAGGAGGAUUUGAUAGAAUACUAUUAGAUGCUCCAUGUUCUGGUACUGGUGUUAUUGCAAAAGAUGAAAGUGUUAAAGUGAGUAGAACUGAAAAAGAUUUUAUGCAAAUUCCUCAUUUACAAAAACAAUUAUUAUUAUCUGCUAUUGAUUCUGUUGAUGCCAACUCUCCAACUGGUGGUGUGAUUGUAUAUUCUACAUGUUCUAUAGCAGUUGAUGAGAAUGAAUCAGUUGUUGACUAUGCAUUAAGAAAAAGACCAAAUGUGAAAUUAGUUGAAACUGGUUUAGCUAUUGGUAAAGAAGGUUUUAUGUCAUAUAGAGGUAAACAUUUCAAUCCAAGUUUAAAAUUAACAAGAAGAUAUUAUCCACAUACUUAUAAUGUUGAUGGAUUUUAUGUUGCUAAAUUCAAAAAGAUAGCACCAUCACCUCAUGAUGUUUCAAAAGCUGGUGCAAGAGAAAAAGAAAAUGCUGCUAGAGCUGAAGCUGAAGAAGAAGGUAUCAUUCAUGAUGAUUUCGCUACUUUUGAUAACGAAGAAGAUAAUGUCAUAAUGGAAAAGUCCAAAAAAGUAAGUUUGAGAAAGAAAGGUAUCAAUCCAAAUGCUACUAAAUAG
Messenger RNA from Lodderomyces jiufengensis, 1887 nucleotides. RefSeq names its product rRNA (cytosine-C5-)-methyltransferase. Gene Ontology annotation, molecular function: rRNA (cytosine-C5-)-methyltransferase activity; RNA binding. NCBI's taxonomy places the organism in Eukaryota, Fungi, Ascomycota, Pichiomycetes, Serinales, Debaryomycetaceae. Gene Ontology annotation, biological process: maturation of LSU-rRNA; rRNA base methylation. Gene Ontology annotation, cellular component: nucleolus. The record is from RefSeq and is a predicted model, not a curated record. The transcript has a single exon. The coding region runs from base 1 to 1887 and encodes 628 amino acids.